Nakaseomyces glabratus is the source of this 2637-nucleotide messenger RNA. RefSeq lists its product as uncharacterized. The record is from RefSeq and is a predicted model, not a curated record. Lineage: Eukaryota; Fungi; Ascomycota; Saccharomycetes; Saccharomycetales; Saccharomycetaceae. Gene Ontology annotation, biological process: positive regulation of transcription by RNA polymerase II. Gene Ontology annotation, molecular function: zinc ion binding; DNA-binding transcription factor activity, RNA polymerase II-specific; sequence-specific DNA binding.
AUGUACGAUAAGAAUAGGCAUUUUAGCAUUAAUUCCAUGCUCGACCAUAGAUCAAAUCACUCACAAUAUCUUGGAAACAACAUUAGGACUACAGAUAGCGGAACCAGUGAGAAUCCAUCAACAGAAAAUAAAGAAAGAACAAAGGAAUUGGAAUUUUCCAGCACAAUGAACACAACAGAAAAGAAUUACUCCGAGAAUAUUGCUAAUAUGUUAACAAACUCAAGUGCAUAUCAGCCAAUUAAUGAGAUUACGCCAGAGAGUCUUUCAGCAAGUGGAAGAAAAUCGCUAGAAUGUAAUGGAGAGACUGCAUAUGAUAGCAUAUUGGCUGAAAACGAUCUGGAUGAUAUGAUAUUAGAGCUAUUCAACCCCAACAACAUGAUAGUUGUAUAUGGUAAUAUGACAUACAUUGAUUCACCAUUUGCCCUUCAUACUCUAGCACAACUAGAUGCAUUUGCAAGAGCUUUAUGUGGAGCACUUCAUGGUAAUACAAUGAUAGAACUACAUAGCAAGCUCUUGUUGUGCCCACAAGCUAAUAACUAUGCCGAGAUGUUAUCACAAUUACAACCUCCAUCUCCUGUUGCAGAGUUGAAUUCAGAACUGAGUACGCUGCCUUAUAUUAAACAAUCUAUUAUAAAGUGGGUUGAAUCAUCUGAGAAAAAUCAAUAUUGUGCUAUAGCCAUUGGACUGUCUCAUAAAACGGUUAGUUUGGAUGAAACCAUGUCUCCUCAAUUGUAUGCAGGUCUACAAUUACUAGUCUAUGACAUUGAAAAUAAAUUCACUACAGUGGUUGAAACUGAGUAUAUCUUAAAAAAUUUCUUUGAGAAUAUUUACCCUUUUUAUCCAUUCAUGGAGCUUUGCAGCUUUAAAAGUAACCUGAAUAAAAUAUGUGAGACGAGUGAGAACGGUAGAUAUAAAUUCAAUAUCAUAUCAAAAAAUAACACACAAUCAGACUUUGAGACAUUUUGCUUGUUCAAUGUUGUGCUAGCAAUAUCUUUUAGGCAGCUAAUGGUUGAGUCAGAUGUUACUUUUCUAAAAUCUAAGGAUGUAGAGAGUGUCAUUAAAAACCUUUAUUCCAAUUCUCAAAAGCUGUUAAUAAUGUUAGACACAUAUAAAAAUACGAAUGAAUCGAGUUUCUGUUGCGAAUUGUACGCCUUCCUAUUGAGCUACCUUGAGCCAAAUGCAGAAUUGACAUGUCUGACGCAUGAAAAAAUAGGCCGACUAAAAAGUUUAAAUGAGAUUGCUCUGACUUUGGGUUUGCAUCAUAACCCAUCGAAAUACACAAGAUAUUUCAACGAAUUAGAACCUGACCCAAAAAUUUUGAAGUUUAGGAGGAAGUUGUGGCUUGGUUUAAACACGCUAAAAAUGGAAAUAUUAAUACCAAAUGGGGUGGCCAAUAGACUUGACAUAGACUAUAUGAAUGCAUUCAUAUCACCUGAAAGAAGCUUGGCAAAAAUUUUACAAAAUGAUUUUCACUCUAUUGGGGAAAUUGAUGCCAGCAUACUACAGCGCUAUGAUAAUAAAUAUCAACUGCAAUUAAUUUUAAAUGAAUUGGUUAUUAGUUGUACACCAGUUAGUAAUAAUGUCCAUUUCGGGGAAGUUGUACAAAAUCUGAAAAGAGCUAAGAAUUUUUUAAUUGCUAAUUUUUCAAUAACAGACUGUGAAAUGUUAGAAGACCAAACACUAUUAUACAAAGUAGAUCCUAACAUAGAAAUUAAUCUCAAGUCGACAAAAAAUGUAGAGUUGAUUAUUAAUUAUAUCAAUGGCUAUACGUGCAUCAUGUGUGUUUAUUUUGUCUUAGCUACGAAAUUUGAGGAAUUGAGUAGACAAGACUGGAGAAAGUAUGAAAAGUACUAUCACAAAUUUUUAAUAGAGGCGAUUGAAUCCAAUGUCAAACUGGAUACCCUAGUAAUGGGUUAUCUUGAAGGCAAAUAUGCUAAGUUCAUUGACACUAAGCAUAGAUACGUGCUAGAUAGAAUUGUAUCAAAUUUAGUGAUUAAGUUAUGGACUUUGAAAAGUUGUUUUUUGACAAGAUUUUCUUACAAACGUUAUGUCACUGAACGCUUAGAGCGCAAAUAUAGAGCAGAAAAAAUGGCAUAUCCUGAAGCAAAUCUAUUGCCAGUACUCAUUAGAAUAAUCAAUUUAUUAAAUGUCCAAAUGUACAGAUCAGUUGAACUACUCAGGUCUAAUAUAUCUGCAGAAUAUUAUACACGUUCUUAUUGUUCUCCCAUGUUUCAAUACAUCGUCAAUAUAAUUGAGAAAGGAAAACUAGUUGAAGUGGUGAAUAAGUUUUGGGAUAGAACUUUCGAAGCUGCAAAUGUGCCUUCAUUACUUUUAAAAAGUGUGAAUAUGAAGUGGGGCCUUGACAUGAAGAAUCCACAAAUAAUAAAGUACCAUUUAAUAAGCCCUGAAGGGCUACAGUGUAUGAAUAAGAAACUUCUAGAAGGUAUUGAAAAUGUAUUAAAUGUACAUUUAGUGGAUUGUCGUGACUGUGAGGCCAUAUGGGAUUCCAAUGAAGUUGCAGAUACAGCCUCCACCGAAAGUGGAAACUUUGAUCAGUUUUUUGAAACCAACUUUGAUUUAUUCUUGGGUGCUUUUAACAACUCCCUGGGGGAUUUUCCAAAAAUAACAUUUGACUAA